GUCGUUGGAUUCCAAUUCUCAGCAGUCCGGCUCAGACCGCCUUCACCGCUACAACACUUUAUACUUCUCGUGUUUUGUGAAAUUUUAAACUUCUUGCGGUUUUUACUUCUUUUUCGAUUCCUUUUUUCUUUCCUCUUUCAUAUCCCGUGACCCGGUAGUUCGUGAGACCGGGACCAACAAACAAAAGAGACUCCGGAUGACGUGGUUCUUCUCUUUCAAAUCAUUCUGCUGAGGUACAAAUUUUGCGCCUCGUGGUUCAAGUGAAAAAGUCGCGAAAACCGCGCGGCCUCUGCAGCAGCCGCACCUCCAGAUUCCACCGCUACCAACACAGGUAACACGUUGAAUUCCUGGAGGCACGUACAUACACAGUCCACGACGCCGCAUACCUCGUUCUCGAGACCUGGGAAAAAAGUUGAAGAGGAGGAGAAAAGAGAGAGAGAGAGAGAGAGGGAGCCAGGUAACCAAAGGUAAGGAGAGGAGGAACGAGAGGAGAGAACCUGCAGGUAGAAGGGGCAAGCUAGAUGGAAAGGAGGCAGCCAUAAUGGCUUGAUGCGAUCUCCUCGAGGCGGCUACAGCUGCUGCGAAAUCGAAUCUAGAACUCCUUGGAUAGUUUUGCAAUCAUAACGUCUACCGCUGACUACGCAACCUCAUGUCGUUACACGCCACUUCUUUUAAAUAUUCCCCUCAGUGAUCUCCUACAAGUCGAUCAGUGAUUUACUGCAAAAAAAAAUACAAUCAAUAUAGUGCUUACCUGUCAGUGUUUAAGACAAGUGUUCUCCCAUCAUAGUGCUUCAUCAACCAAGACAAUUAGUGAUUGAAUAUAACGCCUCAAGUGAUUAUCCAAUGAUUUCAGUGUCAUUAUUGUGUGUUUCCUCGCCACCUGAAAUAAAAAUUUCCAAUUCAAUAGGAACAUAAUUCUCGAAAUUUUCAAAAAAAGUGCCGCGUAUGUUAUUCACAGUGUUGAAAAUCCCGUUGGAUAGAUAGUACAUAUAGAAAAGAAGAGAUAGCGAAUCGUGACCGUUGAAGCAAAAAAAAAAAGAAAUGAGAGGGGCAAAUCACGACUCGGCGACGCCGUAUUGUCGCUGCAGGGUGCUUUACCUGGGAAGUUCUGUGCCACAUGCAAGUAAAGAGGGUUUAUUGGGAGUUCAGGAGCCACUUCGUGAACUUUAUCCCGAGCAAGGGGCGCUUGGUGCACGCGGCAUUGAUUCAUGGUUGAGCGUUUGGAGCAAUGGACUUCUAUUGGAGAACGUGGAUGAACAUCGCAAGAAGGUCACAAGGUUCUUUCCAAUUGAGGCAUUGCAUUAUUGCGCCGCUGUACGCCACGUGAAAGGUGGAAAUAAUGGUGAUGCAUCAGCAACACGAUUUUUACCACUCGAUUCACCCUUUGCUCGAACACCAAGUGCCAAUCAUCCGCCCUUAUUUGCGGCCGUUCUUCGACGAACAACUGGUAUCAAAGUUCUCGAGUGCCACGCCUUCAUCUGCAAACGCGACAUGGCUGCCAAUGCCCUCGUGAGAUGUUGUUUUCACGCCUAUGCCGACAGCAGCUAUGCCAAGGGUCUCGAUCCAACAACCACCAACAACACAAACGGAACAAUUGUUCCCCAACAAACUGGUAGCCUCUAUCACACACUCGGAGGCUCGAGCACAACUCUCGACAGUCCACCAAUAACCAGGCUCGAUGCUGCACCAUCCGAUGACAUGAGCCUCUACAACGGUGACGAGAAUCACAAAGUUUGGGCCCGUGGCAGAGACGAAGUUGACGGCGUCUAUCAGGAACAGGGCACACUCCGUAGCACCAAAGGCUCAAGGCCUCGUCAACUUGUCGCUCCUCCACCUCCACCGCCUCCGCCACCACCACCCACCCAACCGCUAAUGCUCGAGGAAUCCAAAAAGAAAUCAAGCAAAAAGCUGAAAAAACUCAAAAAUCGCACUCUACAAGACGAUCCCAUUCACUUGCAUCAUCCUCAAAUGCAUCAUCAACCUCUCUAUACGAAUGGACAUGGACAUCACACACUUGGUCAUCCAAUUCGUCAACAACACUAUCAUCCCCAUCAGCUUCCACCCAGCAGUCGAUCAAUUGCCGGAACUCUGGCGAGACCAGCACCGGUUCUUCUCGUGCCAGCGGCCACUCUACCCAGAAAGGCUCAUCAUCAUCCCCGUGGCUUGAGACCAAUUCCAGCAGCGGCGCCUGUUGUACCGGUUUUUGCACCACUUCCUGUCGUACCCCCACCACCCGCAGCCAUGUACGGCACUUACGGUACAGCCGGAAAUCGUGGUAGACGAUACCCGGAAGUCGAUAAUUCAACAUUAAAUAAUUCCCGCCGAUUGGCAGCAUCGCACGCUGAUCUCACUGCACCACCUGAACCCCGUCCAUCCGAGAGUCCUGAAAAUGAUUCACGAUUUGGAACUGGAAUUUAUCGUCGCAAAGGUCAUUUAAAUGAGAGAGCAUUCUCAUAUAGCAUUCGAGCUGAACAUCGUAGUCGAAGUCAUGGUAGUCUUGCUUCAUUGGGCUUCAGCAUUCCAAAUGGUAAUCCCGUACCCAAGGGGAAAAAAGAUAAAGAAAUUGAACAAUUAGUCGCGGGACUUACACUUGACGAUGGUGGUCAUCAUCAGGAAAAUGGACACUAUCCACCUGGACCACAUAUCAGGACUGCUAAUUCACACUAUAAUCAUCAUCAUCAGCAACAUCAGCCACCACAACCUCUCCCGAGGCCACGACCCCGCUAAAGGUCCUGUUGCUUUCGCGUGGAUAACUUUUUUUACCUCUUGAUCCCAAGUAUACUCAUGCCUAUAGUGUAGAGAAAUUUUUUUUUAUUACACUUUUGUUUUAAUGAGAAAACAUCAUUCUAGUAAACAAAUUUGAAAUGGUAAUUUAAUUUUUUAAAAUGAAAAUUCCAAUUUGAAAUAAAUUUUUAACUAGAAAAAUUUGCCAUUUUCUCAUUUAAAAUAAAUUGGUUUUAACUAAAAAUUAGUUUAAUUAAAAUUUCUUCAAAAAAAAUAUUUUUGAUUUAAAAGUAUAUAAAUAUAUAUGUACUUGAAAAAUAAUCUCUGAUGGUUGACGCUCUUAUGUGAUUCUUUCUGGAAAUUCGUUCUUAUUUUGCUCAGAAAUAAUUCUUCUGGAAAGAUCAUUGUCGGAUAAUAAAAGACCAAGUCUGCUAAAACGUCAUCAGAUAUCGUCAACUUCCUUCUUUUUUUUCCUACUGAAAACUUGCUUUUAAGAAUUUGAGACGUCUCUCCUUGGUUCUUAGAUCAGUCGC
Leptopilina boulardi is the source of this 3257-nucleotide messenger RNA. RefSeq lists its product as uncharacterized. The transcript has a single exon. Bases 1042 to 2727 code for a protein of 561 amino acids. The record is from RefSeq and is a predicted model, not a curated record. Lineage: Eukaryota; Metazoa; Arthropoda; Insecta; Hymenoptera; Figitidae.